This is a messenger RNA of Gilbertella persicaria, 873 nucleotides long. Its product is annotated as guanine nucleotide binding protein, alpha subunit. Gene Ontology annotation, molecular function: G-protein beta/gamma-subunit complex binding; GTPase activity; GTP binding. Gene Ontology annotation, cellular component: heterotrimeric G-protein complex. The record is from RefSeq and is a predicted model, not a curated record. NCBI's taxonomy places the organism in Eukaryota, Fungi, Mucoromycota, Mucoromycetes, Mucorales, Choanephoraceae. Gene Ontology annotation, biological process: adenylate cyclase-activating G protein-coupled receptor signaling pathway. The transcript has 3 exons. The coding region runs from base 1 to 873 and encodes 290 amino acids.
AUGAAGAUUAUACAUCAAAAUGGAUAUACAACUGAAGAACUAAAGAGCUGGAGAGUCACUGUGUUUCGAAAUAUCAUUCAGUCAGCACAGACAAUCGUAAACGCUCUGCGCCAAUUUGAGCACCAACUGCAAUCAGAAAAACUUGAUUAUGAAGCGCAAAAAAUCAUGGACUAUCGCUUGACAGACGAUUGCAUUGACCCGUUGUUUAUUGAUGCUGUCAUUUCUAUUUGGAAUACAUCUGCUGUUGCUACCUUGUUGGAAACAAAUUCAUCAGAUUUUUAUUUGAUGGAUUCAGCCUCAUACUUUUUUGAUAAUUUGAAUCGGAUAGGUCAGACAGACUAUGUUCCUACUGAACAAGAUGUUGUGCAUGCAAGAUCAAAGACAACUGGUAUUGUUGAAACAAGAUUUACUAUCAACAAGAUAACUAUUCAUAUGUUUGAUGUGGGAGGACAGCGAUCCGAAAGAAAGAAAUGGAUUCAUUGCUUUGAAGCAGUAGAUUCUAUUGUCUUUUGUGUUUCUUUAUCAGAAUAUGAUCAAGUCUUGCUGGAAGAAUCAAGACAGAAUCGUAUGAUGGAAAGUCUUGUGUUGUUUGAAUCAGUAGUCAAUAGCCGUUGGUUUUCUGGAACAACAAUCAUUAUGUUCUUGAACAAAGUUGAUAUAUUUAAGGAAAAGAUAAAGAAGAUACCAUUAGAAAGAUACUUUCCUGAUUAUGGUGGAGGAAAGAAGGUCAAUUUAGCAGCAAAAUACAUCUUGUGGCGAUUCAAUCAAACAAAUCGAGCCAAACUAAAAAUCUAUCCACAUUUAACACAAGCAACUUCGACAACCAAUGUAAGUAAACAUCAUAAUACAUUCAAUGUAACUUAUUUCUAUUAG